This is a messenger RNA of Elaeis guineensis (African oil palm), 4833 nucleotides long. RefSeq names its product pentatricopeptide repeat-containing protein At3g04750, mitochondrial. The record is from RefSeq and is a predicted model, not a curated record. Gene Ontology annotation, molecular function: protein binding; RNA binding. Gene Ontology annotation, biological process: RNA modification. NCBI's taxonomy places the organism in Eukaryota, Viridiplantae, Streptophyta, Magnoliopsida, Arecales, Arecaceae.
UUCGCUGCCGCCCUUACCAUCGCCUUCUGUUUGCUCGCUGCACGGAGCGCAAAACCUCACAUCUAAUCGGGAUUCGAUGGUGGCUGGUCCGCUUCAGCGCCCCGAGUAGCGCUCCUGGAUUGUUAACGUUGUGCUAGCACUUCGCCUCAAUCUGAAAUGAGAAGAGCUUCCUGAUGUUGCCUGUGUACAAGCUAAAACUUUCGUACAAAGGGAAAGUGGAAGACAUAAGUGAAACCACUUAGAUUGGAACCAGUUUCAGCAAUACCUGAUUGAAAUAUCAGCUGGUUGAUGGGACCUCUUAAGGGCAAUGAAACAAAAGCCUUGCUAGCUUUUGGGUUUCUGAUGAUAAAACAGUGCCACCUAGAUGACAUUAGAUGCUAAUUGCUGGAUUACUAUGCCAUUCACCAUAUUUUUUUAGUGAUCAUGGCAUUAUGUUCCUGGUGGUGAGUGUUGUAACAUCGUUGGAGGCAUCUUGCACCUUCAUGAGAUUCUUGGGUGCAACCAUUUUUGUUGAUAAUGUUACAUGAUAACUGGCCUUACAUUCAUUUCAUUCCUGUUUAUCUACAGACCAUUAUAGAUAAAACACAUUUUUCUAACAGUAUCUUUGACAUCCGUGGCCACAAAAGAAAAAAAAAAACACUUAAUUGGGCUAUACCUAAAUUACAGAAUUUGUAUUUUAAGAUGGGCCUCAUGAUGCAGGAGGUUCUUUUCUGAAUCAUGAUGUUCUAUUGAUUGCUAAGAGUACCAUUUUCCUUGUCUAUACAAGAAAGGUUUCCGGGAAAUGUGGUUUUGAAGGACUACAACAAUCAUGCAGCCCCUAUUUCAUAUGCAAGGCUGAAAUGUAUAAAUUAUUUCUCUGUUUACUGAUAUAUGGUCUUUCUUAUUCUCUUAUUUAACAUUCUGAAAAUCCUCCAUUACCUUAACUUAUUCUCUUUUGCAUCUUUGUCAUCUCGUGCAUUUUUCCCUUUUUCUUCCCUGUGUAAAAGUCUUUCAUCUGAUUGUUCAUUGCUAUUGGUAUUCCUUGGCUGUUUUUCUAUGAUAUCAUUAAGGAGAACUGAAUUACUUCUCUCCUUGAUUUAUCAUACUCAUUAUGGUCUCCGCCUCUGCUCUUCUGCUGCAAAAAUCAGUGGAAGCAGCUGGGAUCCAACUGUUUCCCUACGCCUUGAGCACCCAACACUUAUUCUUCUUGAGAAAUGCAGAAACUAUGAUCAUUUCAAACAAAUAUUGGCACAAAUGAUGAGGCUCCACCUUAUUACCCAGACUUUUCCCAUGAGUAGGCUCCUAUAUUUCUCUGCAGUUUCUCACCCUGAGCAUCUGAACGAUGCUGUCCACCUCUUUAAGCACUUCACUCCCCAUCCCAAUCUGUAUAUUUACAACAUUAUGAUAUCAGCUCUAUCUUUCUCAUUGAGCCAAUCGCUCAACCUUUAUACAUCUAUGCUUUCAUCAUGUAUUUUGCCUGAUGAACACUCCCUUCUCUCCCUCCUUAAGUCAUCCAAAUACACUUCAGAGGUAAAGCAGAUUCAUGGUCAUGUCAUCAUAAAUGGAUUCAGUUCAAAUGUUUAUCUACAAAACUCUCUUAUGAAGAUGUAUCUGGAGACUGGAAAGUUGGCUCUUGCUCAACAGGUGUUUCAAUAUAUGCCUAACCGAGAUACUGUUUCAUACAAUAUCAUGAUAUCUGGUCAUGCCAGAAAGGGAUAUAGCAUGGAAACACUCAAAUUGCUCCAUGACAUGACUGUUUCAGGUAUUGAACCUGAUCAGUAUACCAUUGUGGGUCUUCUUAUGUCCUGUGGCCAGCUGAGAGAUGCACACUUGGGGAAGUCUGUACAUGGGUUGAUCAUACGGAGGAUGCCUUUCAGUGGCUGGGGCUUAAUCUUGAACAAUGCUCUUUUAGAUAUGUAUGCGAAAUGUGGGGAGAUGAAGACUGCUAUGGAGGUGUUUGAUGGAAUUGAUGAGAGGGAUGAAACUUCAUGGAACAUAAUUAUUGGAGGAUUUGCCAAUGCUGGUGAAUUGGAUAUUGCCUACAGGCUUUUUAGUGAAACACCUUUCAGGGACCUGAUCUCAUGGAAUUCUAUUCUUGCUGGGUAUGCUCGUAAGGGGGAUCUCAGAACAGUGAUGAAACUAUGUGGGGACAUGCUUGCUUGUAAUAUUAAACCUGAUAAGAUGACCGCCAUUGCUUUGGUUUCUGCUGCUGCUGAGACAGGAGUUCUGCAUCAAGGGAGAUGUGUACAUGGUUGGGUAGCAAAGGCACAUGGAACUCUGGAUGCUUUCCUGGGAUCAGCAUUGGUAGAUAUGUAUUGCAAAUGUGGAGAUAUUGAAAGAUCUUAUAUUGUUUUUGAUUUGGUUUAUGAAAGAGAUGUUACGAUAUGGACAGCUAUGAUCACAGGCCUUGCAGUCCAUGGUCAUGGAAUCAAAGCUUUAGAGUUGUUCUGGAAAAUGCUGGAAGAAGGUGUAAUGCCAAAUGCUGUGACCUUAGUUGCUGUUCUUACUGCUUGUAGUCAUUCUGGUUUGGUGGACCAGGGGUAUAAAAUUUUUGAGCAUAUGAAACAAAGCUACAAUAUUGAGCCAGGAAUAGAGCACUAUGGGUGUCUGGUUGAUCUUCUUGCACGAUCUGGGAAGCUGACUGAGGCGAUAAAUGUGAUUAAGGGGAUGCCAAUGAAACCCACUCGGUCUGUUUGGGGAGCUAUUUUAAGUGCUAGUAAGGUCCAUCAAAAUAUGGAAAUUGCAGAGGCUAUUUCUGGAAAGCUGCUAGAGCUGGAGCCUGAGGAAGAAGGUGGCUAUAUUUUGUUAUCCAACAUAUAUGCUGCUUGUGGGAAGUGGAACUAUUCUGACAAGAUCAGAAAGGCUAUGGAUAGCAGAGGGGUGAAAAAGAUAGCGGGAUACAGCAGAGUGAUUAUUGAUGGAGUUGUUACUGAAUUUAUUUCUUCAGAUAAGAGGCAUCUGAGGUGGGCUGAGAUCUAUUUCAUGUUAUGUGAUCUGAACAGAGUAUUGAGGGCAGGUGUGGAAGUUCCAUUUCAGUGUUUGCAACAGAUACAAGGCCUAGACAUGGAAUGAGUUCUGUUGGUUUCUUUUACAGCGAAACUGAUGGCAAAGCAAUGAAGGUGCAAUCAGCUAUCAACACGAUACGCACAUUCAUCCCGAACUUGAUGAAACCUUUUUAGAUGCUGGUCCUUGUGAUACGGACUUCUGGUAUGUAUGGAUGACUGAGAUCUAUCUUCAUAGACUACUUUACACAGUGGAGGGUCAUGCAUAGACUACUUCACCCGGUGGAGGACCAUGCAGACUGCAGCACACUAGCGGAUAAAAAAUGAUCAGGCGCAGGGAAGCUAUACUUUUGUUGAAGAACCUGUUAGAAGAUAAAGAUUUCCCCUGAUGUGGACACUUAUUCAAAAGAUUAUUUGUUGUUGCUUAUGCCAUGAUGGUUUCAUGCUUGCUGCAUUUCUCUUGGGAAGGCAGGUAUUCUACUAAACUAUUUGAGUUAUGAUAAGACAACUUCCUGAUAUUAUUAAUGAGUAAGCAGUUUGAAGGAGUCUUGUACCCAUGUCAGGGAUGUGGCUCCUCCCGUUGUGUUCAUCUUAUCUUGAUCAAGUUUGUUAGAAAUGUAGCUGUCAUUUUCAGCCAAAAGAACAUGGACUUUGUUAAGGCACUUGUGGUGAGAGGGGCAUAACAAAGGAACUUUUGAUUCAGUUGCUUUGUUCUUCAUAUGAAACAUUUCUUUGGCCAUUGGAUACUUCAAGCAAACAACAUUAGCUGAUCACAAAAUAAGUUCUAUGCUGAUUUUACUAAAGAUAUUUUCAGAAUUAAUAAAGAAAAUGUUCAUUUCGCAAAUUUUCCAUUGAUCAAGCAAUUCUCAAUAACCAAUUAACACCAAGCCUUGCCACUAUAAUUUGGUGCUAGUUGAAUAUGAUUCUCUUCAUUGUUUAACAUGCUUUCUGUGAGUUGCACUCAAGCUGACAUCAGCCUUCUUCCCUUUUCAUCCAGUUUGAGACAGGCUAUGACUUUGUUAAAUAACUCAAAUGAAUCAUGAAUUAUGCAAUGUCAUUAAUUUUAAGAUUUAUUCACAGGUUUUUUGCAGUUUAUUCAAAGACUAAUACAGGGCAACUAUGUAAUGAUGCUAUUUUUUCCUAUCAAUUCUAAUGAUUAUUUUUGCAUGAUUAAGUAGAUGUACUUGUUCAAUUGAUUAUCCAUGUAUGAUCAUUGACAAGGUCCUCUAUGAUUUUUUUAUUUUUCAAGAAUUUUAAUAUACAGAAAUGAUCCUUGUUAUUUGGCCUUGGAACUUAAACUGUCAUCAAUCACAUAUUUUGCAUUGUAUUGUUGUUGACUUGGGAAGCAUAGAAGCGCUACAAGAAGGAAAUGCUUCCAAUUAUGUCAUUGGUCUGUUAAAUUACCUAGGGUAUGAUUUGGGUCUGCUGCAGUGGAAAACUCAUCUGUCACUAGAGAUCUGCCGGCGAUACAAGCUGAACUUUGAGAUUCGUGAUUGACAUACAACCAGACUUUUUCUUACAGAUGCAGCUAAUAUUUUAAGUGAGUUCCCCACAAAAUGUAUCAAUAACAAUGAAUUCUUCAUGGAUGCAUUAGCCGUUAGAGCAACCUCUAUACUGUACUAAAAGAAAUAGAACACUUGCCAUAUCAAAGAACCCUGGAGUUAUUUUUCAUAUUUUUCUCUGAUAACAUACCAUUAUAUAUAAAUAAAUAUUCUGUAUAAUUCCGGGAAGAAUCCUUCAUAGAAACAAUAAAAUAUUUACAACAUUGUAGUAGAAACAUAAGUUAUUAAUAUAUUUAAUACUAAAGUGAAGUAGGUAUCAAAUGAUAACUGUAGUAUUAUGUUACCAUCUC